This is a messenger RNA of Serpula lacrymans var. lacrymans S7.9, 227 nucleotides long. RefSeq lists its product as uncharacterized. The annotation marks the transcript as partial. The transcript has 2 exons. The record is from RefSeq and is a predicted model, not a curated record. Lineage: Eukaryota; Fungi; Basidiomycota; Agaricomycetes; Boletales; Serpulaceae.
CCACACACCCCACCCCACCAUCCAUCCCGCCACCAUCCAUCCCAAAUCAGCAUUCCCAUCAGCGUCAGCACCAUCAUCACCGGCUGCCACCGCCACCACCGUCGUCACAACCACAACAGCACCAGCCACCGGUAGACUCCCAGCAACAAAACCAUGCUCUUAACGGUACCACGAACGGCAACGGCACGCCUAAUGGGACGUCUCGACAUCGUCACGGGCCAACUGAG